AUGUGUCUCAUAGAGCAAAACAAGGAAGUUAAGGUUAACUCCAAGGAGAAUCCUUCCCAGAACUCACCACCAAAGUCACCAACCGCCGCAUACGCAAUGUUUUUGCACCGCGAAGAGCUGAGAAGGAGAAAACUUCAUGUCUCUCGGGUUUCAGUUACCAAAAUUCACCUAACCAGCGAACUAAUCGCUCAAACCAAGCAGAAUAUACGGCAGUGUAGCUUCGAGGAUCUGGAGAUUCUGGCCAGGGAGACGCUAUUCAAGAAGAAUCUGCAAAGAAAUCUUUACUAUCGACGCAUGCACAUACAUCAACUGAUGAUAAGCAAAAAGAAGCAGCAGGCCAAGGACAAGAAGUGA
Drosophila melanogaster (fruit fly) is the source of this 354-nucleotide messenger RNA. RefSeq lists its product as uncharacterized. Bases 1 to 354 code for a protein of 117 amino acids. The transcript has a single exon. The record is from RefSeq and is marked reviewed. NCBI's taxonomy places the organism in Eukaryota, Metazoa, Arthropoda, Insecta, Diptera, Drosophilidae.